AGUAAAUGGAUUUGAAGGUGCUGUCAAAACGUCAUCUUCUCCCUAUAGCUAUCACAUUUUAAAAAUAAAGUGAUUCUCCAGCUUUCAAAGACCCAUAGAAUAGACUGAUCUACGAAUAAUUAUAAUAUAAUACUACAGGGUGGUUUCCCCUGUUUUAAAAUUUAUUUAAGAUUUCAUAAUCAAACAUUGUUAAUAAGCUUAGAAUAACAUAUUAUAUACAUAUAUGCAAUAUGUUAUCUAAUAAAAUAUAAAAAUGAUCUUCUU
Molecule: messenger RNA, 264 nt
Organism: Paramecium octaurelia
Lineage: Eukaryota; Ciliophora; Oligohymenophorea; Peniculida; Parameciidae
Source: the annotation of a GenBank genome assembly